Haemonchus placei is the source of this 834-nucleotide messenger RNA. Lineage: Eukaryota; Metazoa; Nematoda; Chromadorea; Rhabditida; Trichostrongylidae. The record is from the annotation of a GenBank genome assembly.
GUAAACGGCAUCUUGGCAGCAAAUCUGUUAUUUUUUUCUGACGCUUUUCCAGAAUUGGAUAAGUAUCAAAGUCUGGAGUCCAGCGGCAUCAGUCUUCCUUCGCCACCGAAGUUGGAUGCAGCUGACGAUCGUGCACCAAUGGUUCGAGAAAAAACUGAUUAUGAUCCAUGCAAAGCUUCUAAAGACAUGUGCCUGAACAAGGGGAAGUGCACUAAUCGAGACGGCGAGUUCAUAUGUAGCUGUCCUCCUACCCACUUUGGCAAACGAUGUGAACGUAUGGCGGACACGAGGUUCUGUCGCGAUCACAAGUGCCAGAACGGAGGCACGUGCUUGAGCAUAACGAAGAAUCAAACCUUCGUGGAUCCCAUAGCUUUGCGCCAGUUUAAAAAGGCUAAUCCUGAAUUAUCAGCAAGCGAAACCAAGCAGGACUUUUUGAUCACCGUACAAUAUCAGUGCAUCUGUUUGGAUGGUUUUAUUGGCGAAUUCUGCCACAUCACAGAAGAAGAGCGGAGCUGUGAGGAGGAUUACUGCAGUAGUCAUGGAAGGGGACACUACGACCCUGAUACUGGCUGUGUUUGUGAGUGUGAUCCUCAACAGUGGGUCGGCGAGCGCGUGAGUGCAACACCUUUAAUCAAAAGGGUUCCCGAGAUUCCCUUCUACAACCUGUGGCGCUCGGGUAUGUCAUAUGAGACGUUAUUGGAUCGAAAACCAGCCUGGAUAUGUUCUAAACCUGCAGCAUAUCUGACCAUAUUCAAAAACAGCAUGUUUCAAGGAUCUUGUAGAGGCUGCGCCAUUAGCCACUAUCCCAAGCCGAUCAUUCAGAGCCCCAAUUAA